CGCGACAUCAACUCUUAGUUGAUGCUCGACUCGCAGUCACGCUUGAAAAGCGGAAGUGUUGCUCCCCCAUUGUUUGUGUCUCCGGUUCUCGGUCCCACAGCUGCGACAUACUUCCUCGACGGCUCUCGAUUAUCUCGUCAUCCGGAAGCGUGGAUUCUGUUUCUGAAGCCCUCGGCAGCGGCGGCAUGUUCUACGCGGUGCGGAGAGGUAGGAGAAUAGGAGUGUAUAACACCUGGGAUGAAUGUAACGAACAAGUUCAUAGAUAUCAGGAUGCCAGCUUCAAGAAGUUUGCAACAAAGAAACAAGCUUGGGCUUUUAUAAAUGAAGAGUCAGCAGAAUCAUCCAUUUCUUCAACAGGCUUUGGUGAAAAGCAGAACAAUUAUGGCUAUUACAGUAACAAGACUACAUCUGACUCAUAUAAUGCAAGAUCACACAAAAGACGAUACGAAGAGCUUUCAGAGAACAAAUAUACAAAUAAGCGUGUAAAAUACACAGAUGUUCCUUAUACUCCUCCGCCAAAUAAGAAUGAAUUCUCAUACAUGGGAGAUUAUGUAGCUGUUUAUACGGAUGGAUGUUGUUCAAGUAAUGGACGCCAGGCAGCACGUGCUGGAACAGGUGUAUAUUGGGGACCUGAUCACCCUCUAAAUAAUAGUGAAAGACUUCAUGGACGGCAAACAAAUCAAAGGGCUGAAAUACACGCAGCUUGCAAGGCAAUAGAACAAGCAAAGAGUCAAAAUAUCAGAAAACUGGCAAUUUAUACUGACAGCAAAUUCACCAUUAACGGUGUGACAAGCUGGAUCCCAAACUGGAAGAUUAACGGUUGGAAAACCAGUGCAGGAAAAGAAGUAACAAACAGAGAAGAUUUUGAAAGGCUUGCUAAGCUUUCAGAAGGCAUGGACAUCCAAUGGAUGCAUGUUCCCGGUCAUGCUGGCUUUCCUGGAAAUGAAGCAGCUGAUCGAUUAGCAAAAGAAGGAGCUGGAAAAUCAUUAUUUUAGCAUUUUAUAACUCAAAUACUCCACUUAGUGAUAAGAAUAAAGAUUAAGCUUGUUUCAGUUAAUUUUUGUUGAGAGUCUAUAUGCUUUAGAAUAAAUGAGACCGAUGUUUGGCUUAAAUGGUUAAGAAUGUAAAUGCUUUUUAUGUACUCUAUAUGUUGUCAGAGCAUCUCCUCCAUUUCUCAAACUGUGUUCAAGAGUUGAAUGUUUGCAUCUUAUUAAUUACGUAAAACAGCAGAUUGGGAAUAUUGCUUGGACAACAAUAUGUUCUUAAGGGUUUUUUUAUCUUGAUGUUAUUGUGUAUACAAAUAUACAAUACAAUAUUUUACAAUUCUCUGCAAUACAAUACAGAAAGGAAAGUACAGCACAGUACAAAAUCAAAAUUACUAAAUCAUACCUUACCUAAUUUGGUGCAAACUCUGUAUGUAAGACCAAUGUUCACAGUAUAUUCAGGUGUUUAUAUUUUUGGAGCAAAUUGCUUUGUUACUUGUAUAAAUAAAAUGAUCAUAGGUGCUGGCAUACCUAAUAGAUAAUGCUGGCACAAUAAACCUGUUUGCUA
This is a messenger RNA of Crotalus tigris (Tiger rattlesnake), 1551 nucleotides long. It is a transcript of the gene RNASEH1, whose product is annotated as ribonuclease H1. The transcript has 9 exons. The record is from RefSeq and is a predicted model, not a curated record. NCBI's taxonomy places the organism in Eukaryota, Metazoa, Chordata, Lepidosauria, Squamata, Viperidae. Bases 186 to 995 code for a protein of 269 amino acids. Gene Ontology annotation, molecular function: magnesium ion binding; nucleic acid binding; RNA-DNA hybrid ribonuclease activity. Gene Ontology annotation, biological process: DNA replication, removal of RNA primer.